AGGGGUUCGGAGAGAGGCGGGGACAAGGGCGGUUGGGCUGGUCGUGGUGCGGCCCCAGACACCCGCCCCAGACUCGCUCUGCGCCUCCGGGAGUCCGCCUCGUCUCGCCCCCUCUUCGCGUUCACCUCCGGCUCCCCUUCGCACCCCUCCCAGCCCUCGGGUGUCGUCGCGCGUCCCGCCCGCUGCGCCCAUCGGACCAGCCCAGCGCCCCGCUCCCCUUCGCUCCCUCGGGCGCGCUCUCCAUGGCUCUGCCCCGGGCUCUGGCGCUCGGGCUGCUGCUCGCGGCCACGUUUGCGGCGCUGAGCUCGUCCGUGAAAGCUUGUAUCUGUGAAACCAACAAGUUAACAACAAACUGCACUGAACUAUCAUCUGGGGUGUGCCGAUGUCAGUCUAUUGGCUCGCCAAACAUGGUCACCUGUUCAGAACUGGCUACAAAAUGUUUAGUGAUGAAGGCGGAAAUGACUUCUUCCAAGAGUGGGCGGAGAAAGAAACCAGAAGGAGCUAUUACAGAUAAUGAUGGAAUAUAUGAUCCUGAUUGUGAUGCAUACGGGCGCUUCAAAGCUCGCCAGUGUAAUGGCACUUCUCUUUGUUGGUGUGUGAAUACAGCUGGAGUAAGAAGAACAGAUAAGGAUAGUGAAAUAUCAUGCAGUGAACUAGUAAGAACAUAUUGGAUUGUUAUUGAACUGAAACACAAAACAAGAGAAACACCUUAUGAUAAUACUGCCUUAGAAAAUGCCAUCAAGCAGGAAUUUCAGCAGCGUUAUCAACUGAACCCUAAAUACAUCAAAGGAAUUUUGUAUGAGGAUGAUGUUAUUACUAUUGACCUGAUGCAAAACAGUACCCAGAAAAGCUCUAAUGAGGUGGACAUAGCUGAUGUGGCCUAUUAUUUUGAGAAAGAUGUAAAAGGCGAAUCUCUGUUUUACUCCCGUACGAUGAAUCUUAACGUAAAUGGUGAAACGCUUGAUCUGGAUCCUGCUGGAACUCUAAUCUAUUACCUUGAUGAGAAGCCGCCUGAAUUUUCAAUGCAGGGACUGACAGCUGGUAUCAUUGCUGUCAUUGUCGUCGUCGUUCUGGCACUUAUCGCCGGCGUUGUUGUGCUGGUUAUGUCCAGGAAGAAAAAAAGGAAGACAAAAUAUGAAAAAGCUGAAAUAAAGGAGAUGGGUGAAUUGCACAGAGAACUCUCCACAUAACUACCAAAAUAUGAAGACAAGAAGAAGAAAAAAUAGAUAUUGAUACUGUAUGUGUGGACAUGGGAAAAAAGCCUCGUCAGAUUAAUAUCUUGUUAGGAAUGACUAUAACGUAGGGUUUAAAAAUGCAGAAUGAGUGUAAAUUGUUAAGAAGUGGGAUUUACUCGAUACCCAAGUUAUGAGUAACUUGAAAAUUUUGGCUAUGCCUAUCUAAAAAAGUUGGACCACUACAAAUUAUUCAAAUAUGCAUUUUCUUAGGAAAAAAAAACUAGACUACAUGGGGUUAAGCAAAUGCUUAUAUAACAUCAAAAUUCAUACUUUAAAUAUAUUUCCAUGAUAGGGUUAGAAUUCCAUACUUUCACUUGUAAAUGAAAGCUAGUUUUCAAUAAUGUUUUUUGUUUGUCUUGUACAUAUUUUCGUCUUGAAUUUCCUUAAAGUUUUUUUAUGAACUAUGAAAUAAACAAGUUGUUCAAAA
Molecule: messenger RNA, 1662 nt
Organism: Trichosurus vulpecula (common brushtail)
Lineage: Eukaryota; Metazoa; Chordata; Mammalia; Diprotodontia; Phalangeridae
Gene: EPCAM
Product: epithelial cell adhesion molecule
Exons: 9
Coding region: 243-1190 (315 amino acids)
Cellular component (GO): membrane; bicellular tight junction
Molecular function (GO): cadherin binding involved in cell-cell adhesion
Source: RefSeq, a predicted model, not a curated record